AAAAAACAUCUGCAAUCUGCAUUUUGUUUUGAUUUUGAUGAUCUUUAGUAUUUGUUGACUUAAUUAAUUUUAAUAUUAUUUAUCAAGUUGAGUUAACCAUUAAGUGAUCACUUGCUUAUAUCCGAAAAUAUGUCAAAUAAUGUAAACCCACUUGCAGGGACUGCACAUUUAUUGGACGAACUGGAUAAGAAACUUAUGGUGUUGCUACGAGAUGGGAGGACGUUGAUUGGUUACUUGCGUUGCGUGGACCAGUUUGCUAAUCUAGUUCUACAUAGAACUAUAGAAAGGAUACAUGUUGGUCGCGAGUAUGGCGAUAUACCGCGAGGGAUUUUCAUAGUUCGAGGCGAAAAUGUUGUGCUCUUAGGAGAAAUUGACAAAGAUAAAGAAGACAAUCUACCAUUAACAGAAGUCUCAGUAGAUGACAUUCUAGAUGCACAGAGAAGAGAACAAGAUGCUAAAAUAGAACAACAGAAGUUGCUCUCAAAAGCUCUAAAAGAUAGAGGUCUAAAUUUAUUAGCGGACUUAGGACAUGAUGAUAUGUUUUAAUAGUCAUAUAAAAUAUGUUGUAUUAUUUACUUUAACUAUGUUUUAAAAUUAAUUAAAGUUAAGAAAAGUAGCCUGUAUUUCUAAAAUAAUAAA
This is a messenger RNA of Maniola jurtina (meadow brown), 639 nucleotides long. RefSeq names its product U6 snRNA-associated Sm-like protein LSm1 (gene LSm1). Gene Ontology annotation, molecular function: RNA cap binding. Gene Ontology annotation, biological process: deadenylation-dependent decapping of nuclear-transcribed mRNA. The transcript has 3 exons. Gene Ontology annotation, cellular component: Lsm1-7-Pat1 complex; P-body. Bases 130 to 546 code for a protein of 138 amino acids. The record is from RefSeq and is a predicted model, not a curated record. NCBI's taxonomy places the organism in Eukaryota, Metazoa, Arthropoda, Insecta, Lepidoptera, Nymphalidae.